Molecule: messenger RNA, 327 nt
Organism: Cladophialophora psammophila CBS 110553
Lineage: Eukaryota; Fungi; Ascomycota; Eurotiomycetes; Chaetothyriales; Herpotrichiellaceae
Product: oxidoreductase
Exons: 1
Coding region: 1-327 (108 amino acids)
Source: RefSeq, a predicted model, not a curated record
AUGACCCGCGUGUGUGGUACCAAGGGUCACUCCGUCAUCAAUGGCAAUUCUACAUCGAACCGUGUCGAGAUUCGUGACUCAUACGGUGUGCGCACAGCCACUACCGCCGACGCGUUCAUUCUCUACGAUAAGUCGUUCAUCAACGACCUUGCUGAGUUCGCUAGUGCCGUCCUCGACAACCAGCCCCUUACUUGCACUCCAGAUGAUGCCUAUGAGGCGGCAAAGAUUGCCACCGCAUUGCAGUACUCGUUCCGCAACGGUGUGCCAGUCUACUUUGACGAUAAUGGCCUGCCUAUCAUGGAGGCUGCCAAGGUCAACGGUCACUGA